Molecule: messenger RNA, 3906 nt
Organism: Prinia subflava (tawny-flanked prinia)
Lineage: Eukaryota; Metazoa; Chordata; Aves; Passeriformes; Cisticolidae
Gene: ENTPD1
Product: ectonucleoside triphosphate diphosphohydrolase 1
Exons: 10
Coding region: 1087-2628 (513 amino acids)
Cellular component (GO): plasma membrane
Molecular function (GO): hydrolase activity
Source: RefSeq, a predicted model, not a curated record
CAGGUUCUGGCACAGGCAGGGCAGAGCAGCUGGCUGUGGGUUCUGGUGGCCUGUGCUGCAGUGACUUCUCCCCCUGGGUGAACAGCAGGGAAGAUGCUGAGAAGCUGGUGUUCACUUCUCUGAAAAGGGAAGCCAAAGAGCCAGGGUGGGUCACAGCUUCCUUUGCAGUAGGAGACUGACAGCUCUGUAGGAAGUGGCACGGAGGCACUUGUGGUUCCUGGAAUGGGACUGACUGUCAUAACCUAUGGAGAAAAGUUGCUGAGACUCCUCCAGCACUACCCUGUAUUUAUUUGUGGUGAGUAAGGGAGUAAAAGUGGUGGAGGGUAGGAUCUCUUCAGGCCUUCCAGGCAAGAGUCUAAAACUGGCUCUUUCACGAAGCUCCCCAGGAGAUGCAGCCAGAGGUGUGAGUUCAUUCUGUGGCACAGGUAGGUGCAAGAAAUUUUGAACCAACACUGACAGUAAUUCACAAAAAAAAGUCUAAUCACUAUAAACAGUUACAAACAGUUUGCAACAGUUUGCAACUUUGUCUUCUUUCAUGAUUUGCAUGAGUUUUUCUCCUAUGGGCUGGACCUCAGAUCUAGAAACAAGGAAGGUCACCUCUUUUCUGGACACUUCCUUUGGUGUACCUCGCUGGUCUGGAGGGUAUCUUCUCAGUCUCGUGCGACUCAAGAAAAAACAAAAACAAAACAACAAAAAAACCCACCCUACCCUAACAAAAUGCUUUCCCUGUGUAGCCACGAUGCCCUUUGCCCCCCGAGCCAGGGUGCAGUCCUGCUCCAGCGCCCUGGUUCCCUCGGGUGGCCCCGGGCAGGCACCGCUGCCCCCGGCCGGGCGGGACCCUCCGGGCCGGUGGGAAGCGCUGGUAUAACGUGGCAGCUCUGAGGCUAUCCCUGCUCUGAGAAAACCCGGAGGUUAUCCCGCAAGUUAAAUAGAUUGAGUCAUGAAAAAAAAAACCCCUCCCACAGCCUAGGACCACUAAAACCGCCGACUUUCAUGAGCACCUCUCACUAAGGCAGCUCGGAGCCGGCAGAGGCUGAGAGAGGAAGGAGGGGGUAGCGCGGGAGGAGGGAGCGAGCACCGGCACUGAUGGACGAGCCAAAGGUCACAGGUAUCAAACCAAAGAUGUCCUCAACAAGAACGAUUCUACUCAUCCUGGGAUUCCUCUCUACUUUGGCUGUAAUUGCUUUAAUUGCUGUAGCAGUGACCCAAAACCAGCCACUUCCGAAGAAUAUUAAGUAUGGGAUCGUGCUGGAUGCGGGGUCGUCCCACACCAACCUCUACGUGUAUGAGUGGCCAGCAGAGAAGGAGAAUGACACCGGGGUGGUGCAGCAGGUGGAGGUGUGUAAAGUUGAAGGCCCUGGGAUCUCAGGUUACUCCCAUGCCACAGAGAAGGCAGGUCCCUCUCUGGCACAGUGCCUACAACAAGCAAAGGAGGUGAUUCCCUCAGCACAGCACAAAGAGACACCCGUCUACCUCGGCGCCACUGCCGGCAUGCGGCUGCUCAGGUUGCAGAAUGAAAGUGCAGCUGACAAAGUCUUGUCCUCAGUAGGAAACACACUACGCUCAGCUCCCUUCAGCUUCCAGGGUGCCAGAAUCAUCACUGGUCAGGAAGAAGGAGCCUACGGAUGGAUCACCAUUAACUACCUUCUGGGCAAUUUCAAGCAGUCUGGCUGGAAAAAGCUUCUACACUCGCUGAGAUCCUUAAGUGAGACAUCAGGAGCACUAGACCUUGGAGGAGCCUCCACACAGAUUACCUUUGCAUCAGAGGACGUCUCUUAUGAGUCCCCAGAGAGCCAUCUCUACUUCCGUCUCUAUGGCAAGGAUUACCAAGUGUACACGCACAGCUUUCUCUGCUAUGGGAAGGACCAGGCUCUGCAACAGAAACUGGCCAGGGACCUACAGACCGUGGAGAACAGCAACCUCCCUGACCCAUGCUUUCACAAGGGCUAUGAGAGGACUAUAAAUAUUAGUGACUUCUUCAAAAACCCUUGCACAUCAGACAAGAAAAAGCAAUUACCUUUCAGCCAGCUGUACAUAAAGGGAGAGGGGAACUAUCAAAAGUGCCGAGAAAACAUCCAGAAACUCUUCAACAAAAGCAAUUGUCCUUACUCCAGUUGCUCCUUCAAUGGGAUAUACCUACCUCCAUUACAAGGGGACUUUGGGGCUUUUUCUGCUUUCUAUUUUGUGAUGAACUUUUUGAACCUGACCAGUGAACCAAACCCCCUUGCCCUGGACAAAGUGAUCAGCACCAUUGAGAGCUUCUGUGCCCGGCCUUGGCAAGAGGUGAAGACAGCAUAUCACCACAUCAAAGAAAAGUACCUGAGUGAAUACUGCUUCUCUGGGGCCUACAUCCUCUCUCUCCUGGAGAAUGGCUAUGAGUUCACUGAGAAUAACUGGCAAAUGAUCCACUUCCUUGGAAAGAUUGGCAGCAGUGAUGCAGGCUGGACCCUGGGCUACAUGCUCAACAUGACCAACAUGAUCCCUGCAGAGAAGCCACCCCAACCCCCUCUCUCCCAUGGCAGCUACGUGGGGCUGAUGGUGCUGUGCUCCCUUGUGCUGGUCUCUGUACUCCUGUUUGCCUGGCUUCUCUUCCACAAGCCCAAGUGCCUGCAGAAGGGGAUUGUUUAGGAAGAACCUGAAGGGGAGAGGAGCCAUGUCAUCCUGGCUGCUCAGGGCUAGGAGACCCCAGCAGAGCAGGCUGCACUGCAGAGUCCCUCUCACUGAAGCUACUGACUGUACAACAAGGGCAUUUGUUUCUUCUGAAUCACACUUGCACUGACAGAUGUGGGAACAUCAGGGUCGCCACCUUCUCUGCCAAGGACAGACAAGCUCGUGUCCCCUCCUUGAAUGAGUUGUACUUUCAUUCAACGAAACUUUGCUGCUUGUUGGUUUCUGCCUUGUGCACAGUAUUAUAAAGAGAAAAGUGGCAGCAAUCUUUGGGAGCCAGUGCUCCUGCAAGGGUUAUCUCAGGGUCACACAUCCCACUGAGCUCUUGGGAGCUGUCACACACAGGGUGAUCCUGCUGCUCCUCCACUGAAGCUGUUCCCAAGAGCCCUUUCUGCACCAGCACACCUCUGCCAACCUCCCUGAGCUCUCACAGCCCUGCACUGGGCACAGCUCAUGCACCUGGCUGGCCCCUGAAGGUGGGUCAGGCUCCCAAAUGCCACUCUGGGAAAAGAAGGGAUGAAGAUGAAGAAACUGAGUGUGCUUGUGGCUAUCAGCCCUAAGCUGGGCUCUCUCAGCUGUCAGCUCCUUUUGCAGGUGGCAAAAUGCCUUUUUCCCAUGUCUUCCUGAUGUUAUUGCUGGACCAAAGCUGGCUCACUGUUGCACUGAGCCAUUCCCAUGUCCCUAAGAUACAUCAAGGCACAAGUUCCCAGCCAAACAUUGCUGCUUUUUGUAGGAAGAGCUUGUAUUGGCCCAGGUUCCCUGGCCAGUAGGGAUUGUUUAUGCCUGCAGGGACUCUGGUGUGAUCAGUGUGCCCUCAGGUACAGACCCACUAAAGAAAUCCAGGGUCACUGUGCUGAUAACAUAGCAGCCUCCAAUCUGGGAAAAGUAUUUAUUAGUUAAUGUUCCUGUAGGCAGCUGGCAGCAGUUAACCAGCAUGAGUAUGGACAGAUUGAACCACUCUUUCCACCAGCAAAAUUAGUGAAGAAUUGCCUUUCCUUUCCUCAUAGCACAGGCUUAUCCUAUGGCCAUAAGACCCAGGGCUUGUGAGUGCACAUACUGCAGCCCAUCUUCUAGCACACAACCUGGACCAUGCCACUGGUUAAGUUUAUGAAUCACUUUCUUCCGUUUUUCCAUUUCUUAGUCCAAAAAAAAAAAAAAGAGGUAAGUCAGAAAUCCAUUUUUGUAAAAACACUCAGAAACCACUGGUGCCUGUCUACCUACCACAAAAUCUCAGAAAUC